This is a messenger RNA of Ilyonectria robusta, 2015 nucleotides long. RefSeq names its product peptidase family C69-domain-containing protein. The transcript is spliced from 2 exons. Gene Ontology annotation, biological process: proteolysis. The record is from RefSeq and is a predicted model, not a curated record. NCBI's taxonomy places the organism in Eukaryota, Fungi, Ascomycota, Sordariomycetes, Hypocreales, Nectriaceae. Gene Ontology annotation, molecular function: cysteine-type exopeptidase activity; dipeptidase activity. The coding region runs from base 1 to 1713 and encodes 570 amino acids.
AUGCUGUAUCGUAACGGCCUUGACGUCAAGACUCCACCUUCGGCUGCCAGUGUUGACCCCGAAAACGCGAUCGUUUGGGGCGAGCGGUUACAAUUACUACACAUGGCAACGAGUAUCCGAGCAGACAAUUUUAAAAGCGCUGACUUUCGCGAGUCUCCUCGCUUCUCCUGUGGCUGCCAGCUAUGCAUUCUACGUGGGAAAGAACCUCACAGCAGAUGGAAGCGUCCUGGUCGGCGGCACUGGCGAAGAAGUGUCGAGCCACUGGCUCCAGCUGUUCCCGAGCGUGACCAUGCUUCAAAUGCCACAAUCACCGUCGGCGUCACCAAGGAUGCCACCAUCCCCGGCGAACUCAUCCAGAUCCCGCAGGUCAACCACACGUUCCGCUAUCUGAGCAUGGAGUACUCGGACUUUGAGGGCUUCCCCGCACCGCUGACCAACGGCGGCCUCAACGAGAAGGGCGUCGCCGUGAGGGACGUGUGGGCGGAUAACAGGCAGGAAUUGAUCGACAUGACGCCUACGCCGCAACAUGGCUUGCAGUACAGCGAUCUUGCGCGUGUGGUCAUGGAGCGCGCGAGCACGGCGCGGGAGGGCGUCGAGAUCAUCGGGGAUUUAAUCGCCAAGUACGGCGAGGCUACGUACGGCGGCAACUCGCAUCUCAUUGCCGACAAGGACGAGGGCUGGGUUGUGUGGGAGAUGGCCGGCGGCGAGGGCCUCUGGGCGGCGCAGCGACUGGGACCCAACGAGGUAAAGGUCCUGUACCCAGGGUAUAUCGAAGAUUUUCCUGUCGAUUUCGCCGAUAGCGACGACUUCAUGGGGUCGGAAAACAUUGUCUCCUUUGCCGUCGAACAGGGUUGGUGGAGCUCCGACUCGGGAAAGCCCUUCAACAUCUUCGACGUCUACGGCCCUCAGGAUCCCCGAUACACGGCUCGUGAUGGAGGAUACAAAUACAUGUCCCAGGCCGCUCUGGAAAAUGCCACUCUCGCCAUGGCGCCAGUCACAGAAGAGGAUCUGAUUGAGCGCGUGCGGGACUACCGGAUCGACGACGAUGAAUCCGGCUACGGGCAGGUUGUUCGUCUUCGAGCCGGCAUUGACAAGGACCUCCUCCGCAUCUGGGUUGCGCCGACCGGCUCCGUCGCAGCGCCGUUUGUGCCGUGGUGGCUAGGAGUUCAGUCCAUCCCUCCCGAGUAUGGCGAGCAUCGAUACCUCACUACCGGCGCCUCGGGCAGCUUCCUCAACCCGGACUAUCAGUUCCAGGAGGCCUCUGUUUUCGCGGGACGAGUCUUCAAGCGGAUUCUGUACUACAUGUGCAGCGCGCCUAAUACCUAUCUUCCCAUUGUCCACACCAUGUUCAAGGGCUUCGAAGAGCAAUCGCGCACUCAAGUCUCGGAGUGGGUGGAGAAGAGCGCCCGAGCUCUGAUCUCCCACGACCAGCGGAAAGCAGCACAGAAGCUAUUGACGUUUUACUCGCAUACUCGUGCGGCCGACGCGUUGCAGAUGGGUCAAACUAUGGCAGAGUCGCUGGAUGGGUACAUCAAACUCACGGGACAGUGGCGUGACCCCAAGGGUAGCGAGAUCAACGAUGCCGGGGAGGGAGCCGAGACUGUUAACUGCCUGGUGGGCUAUGAUCCUGAUCAACCAGCCGAUAGGCAGAAAGCGUCAAAGAAGCGUUCAUCCGGACGAAGCUCUCGUGGGCUAAGGAAGCAGAGAAGCUAAGUGCUGCGAUGAACAUCGGGUGGUAUUCAGUUACGAAAUGUGCCAUGAAAAUACUCUGUUUGAUCUCAGUUUAUUUGCCGCCUCGGAUUAGGUACAGCGCCUGGUUGUGUAUUGUCACUAUGCAUAAUUUUCCACAUCACGAUACCAUAUCAGGGGACAUUCAAGAAAAGGGAAAGAAAGAGACACGCAAAACCGUCACAACAAACCACUGGUAUAUUCGAGGUGUCCAAAAUCUUCACCUUGUUGUUCCAAUCCUUGGGGUGAAGCUCGUAACCGGGUUUGCAAUCCAUUAUUAUUACUUG